Messenger RNA from Colletotrichum spaethianum, 3081 nucleotides. RefSeq names its product glutathione transporter 1. The transcript is spliced from 2 exons. Gene Ontology annotation, biological process: transmembrane transport. The record is from RefSeq and is a predicted model, not a curated record. NCBI's taxonomy places the organism in Eukaryota, Fungi, Ascomycota, Sordariomycetes, Glomerellales, Glomerellaceae. Bases 1 to 3081 code for a protein of 1026 amino acids. Gene Ontology annotation, molecular function: oligopeptide transmembrane transporter activity.
AUGAGCCUAAGAAAGGCAACUGGCCACAAAAGCAAGCCUGCGGCGCCUUUCCCUCCCGACCCUGACGCCGAUACGGUUGCUUUGGCCCUAGAACCUCUGCCUCUUCUUACACCUCCAGCCGGUUCCACAAACGACAGCCCUGCCGCUGCUGAAGCGGAUGUUGCGAAUCCUUCGACUCCCUCGUCAUCCGUCCAAACCACCUUCGACCCAUAUAACACGACACACCACCCUCGAUCCGUCCCAUCCACUCUGCGAAGUCGUCCCUCUACCCUCUCCUACACUUCGAGCGCCGGCGAACAUGGUGACGAUACGACCGAUCAGAUCCCAACAUCUCCCGCCCCGCAACUAGACGACGGCGCCAUGCCCUCGAAACCUUCCCUCUUGCGUUCCGCGGGCAACGACGCCCCAUCCUACGGCGCUGUCUCCCAAGACCCGAGUCGCAAUGUCUCGCCCACAGGCAGCGACUCGAGGACCGGCAACGCACACCCGCUCCGAUACGUCUCCGACACCUCCAAAUCGACCUCUUCGAGGUUCUCCGGCGGCUCGAGAAGAGAGAGCUCGCGUCUCUCUGAAGAGCUCGAUGCCGCUGCCUUGGCUACCGGCUUGGAGGGGCGCUUCGGAGUGACCCAAGCUCCCGUGACGACCAAUAUGCUCGAGGAUGCCAAAUCUGACGCAGCCGGGGACGAGAUAGAAUACGACGACUACACGGGGAGCGAGCCCGAGGAGGACCCCGUUGACAAUUCGCCUCACGAAGUCGUCCGCGCGUCAGUGCCGCCGACGGACAAUGUCACCUUGUCCAUUAACACCCCGAGAAUGUGGAUACUGUCGUUUUUGUUUUCGGUCCUAGGUUCUUCUACCAACUUGUUCUUUUCGUUACGAUACCCUAGCGUUGCUAUUACGCCCGUCAUCGCAUUGUUGCUCGUUCACCCGCUUGGCCUCAUGUGGGACUAUGCCCUCAAAUACCCGACCGACCCUCCCGAGGAGUUCUUAGACGGCGUCCUGGUGCCUGGAGGCGCCAAUGGCCGUCCGCCUCCGAAACGGUCCUUGACUCGGCUGCGCAGAUGGCUUGCGCAAGGUCGGUGGAAUGAGAAGGAGCACACUUGCGUCUACGUGAGCAGCAAUGUGUCGUUCGGCUUUGCUUUCGCAACCGACGUCAUUGUUGAACAGUCCAAGUUUUACCACCAGGAAGCCACCAUCACCUACCAGAUCCUCCUCACUCUGUCGACACAGAUUCUGGGCUACGCCUUUGCAGGCUUGACGCGCCGGUUUCUGGUGCGGCCCAGCGGCAUGAUUUGGCCCGGUACUCUAAUGUCAGCCGCCAUGUUCGGGACGCUCCACAAGGAAGAAAACAAGAUCGCAGACGGUUGGAGGAUUUCGAGGUGGAAGUUUUUCUACCUAGUCUGGUUUGGCGGAUUCGCCUUCUACUUCCUCCCUGGUCUUUUGAUGCCCUGCCUCAGCUACUUCAACGCCAUCACGUGGUUUGCGCCGAAGAACGUUGUGGUUGCCAACCUCUUUGGGGUUGUUUCCGGGCUCGGGCUUUUCCCGUUGACCUUCGACUGGGCGCAGGUCACCUACAUUGGCUCGCCUCUGCUGGUGCCGUUCUGGGCAGCAAUGAACGUCGUUGGCGGCCUCGUGAUCGUAAUGUGGCUCGUUGCGCCCAUUGCCUACUACGCCAACGUCUUUUACUCGUCGUACAUGCCCAUUCUGUCGUCUGCCGUCUUUGACAACAAGGGCCAGGUCUACGACGUAAGCAAGAUCUUGACCUCGGAUUUCCUGUUCGACAGAGAGGCAUACAGCAAGUACAGUCGUGUGUUUCUUCCCAUCACCUACGUCUUGAGUUACGGCGUGCAGUUUGCUGCUUUGGCAGCACUUCUGACGCACACAGCCUGCUGGCAUGGCAAGGAUAUGUGGCAGACAUGGAAGACGGCUCUGGCAGAAGCUCGCAACGAAGGCCAAGCAGUCUACCAGCCUGUGUCUAGCGGCUCUGAGCAUAUUUCGCCCCAACGAUCAUUCAGCGCUACCAGAGGUAUAUCGAGGUCUUCAUCCAACCUCGAAGGUAUGAUGUUCCGCGAGGACGUGCACUGUCGACUUAUGAAGCGAUACAAGGACGCCCCGCUGUCCUGGUACUUGACGACGUUUGUAACGAUGCUCGCGGUGGGCAUCUUCGUCGUCGAAUACUACCCGAUUCACCUCCCGUGGUACGGCCUGCUUAUGUCGCUGGGCAUCUGUGCCAUCUUCUUCAUCCCGAACGGCAUCAUCAUGGCGGUCACGAACCAGCACAGUAGCAUUUACUUGAUCUGUCAGCUCAUUUGCGGCGCCGUGUUCCCUGGCCGUCCGAUCGCAAACAUGGUGUUUGUGACCUACGGCUACAUCUCGUCGGCGCAGGGUAUCAAGUUCGCCUCGGAUCUCAAACUUGGUCACUACAUGAAGAUCCCUCCGCGGAUCAUGUUUUCGGUCCAGAUGGUGGCCACAAUCGUGUCCUCUCUCACGCAGAUCGGGGUGCUCAACUGGAUGUUUGCCAACGUUAAAGGUAUAUGUACGUCAGAGGCCGUCAACGGUUUUACGUGCCCCAUCGCGCGGGUACACUUCAACGGCUCCAUCCUGUGGGGUGUGGUUGGACCAGGCGAAUUCUUCGGGCCGAACGCGACGUACCGCGGGCUUGUGUGGUGUUUCCUCAUCGGCGCCAUCAUGCCAAUUCCCUUGUGGCUCUACGCCCGCAAGAAAAAGCACAGUGUCGUCAGGAAGAUCAACCUUCCGGUCGUUUUCGGAUCCAUGGCCUGGAUCCCGCCGGCGACAGGACUCAACUUCUCGGUGUGGGCGGUCGUGUGCUACGUGUUUAAUUACCUGAUCAAGAGGAGGAAGAGCGCGUGGUGGGCAAAGUACACCAUGACGAUGAGCGCGGCAUUAGACUCGAGCCUGGCGUUUGGCAUUGUUGUUGUCUUCUUCGGUUUCAUCUACCCAGGGCAUAUGAAGGGCUUCAAGUGGUGGGGGACAGAGGUGUAUAAGCAGGGCUGCGACUGGCAGGCUUGCCCAUACAACACGGUGCCGGAAGGGGGGCAUUUUGGCCCCGAUUCGUGGUGA